AUGUCAGUGUUGAGAAACAUGAGUAACGUACAGAAUAACAAAGUUAGUUUACCAUCGAUAUCCAAUAUACUCCGUGAGUCAGGACCGGUGUAUCAGCAACCAUAUGGAGGAUCGUACCAAAGGUACGACGUAGGACCUCCACCUCCAUUGGAGGCACGUUUUGGGGCCUACGAAGGUGCCAGAUUUGGCCCACGCUAUGAGAUGGGAGCCAGAUAUGAAACCUUGCCUCGGUAUGAAGGGUCACCUAGGUAUGCUGUGUCACCCAGAUCUGAUAUUUCGCCUAGAUACGAUGCUGCAAGGAUUCCUGUUUCACCCAGAUACGAAACUUCAGCUCCUUAUGGGCCUAGAUAUGAGGGUAUGUCUCGCCCCAGCUUCGACAUCACCCCUAGAUACGGAGCCCCAACUCACGAGAGACAUAGAGCAGUGUCUUCUGAGGCAUCGUUACCAGUUGCCGGAGUAGUUCCAACGCACUUCAAGUCAGACGAGCCAAAAUAUGCAGUUAAAACAAUGACCAACGCAGGAGUGUGCAAGCGGAAAACGAGAAACAAUCUCCCUAAAGAAACCACCUACAUCCUCAUAAACUGGUUGAAUGACCACCUCAAUCACCCUUACCCAAAUUCGUUCGAGAAGAACCAGUUGAUGAUAGCAACUGGAUUGAACCAUCAGCAAUUGCUGAACUGGUUCAUCAAUGCCAGAAGACGCAAAAUAAAAAUGUUAAAGGAACAAAGGAAAUUAAAUUCAUAA
Messenger RNA from Debaryomyces hansenii CBS767, 744 nucleotides. RefSeq names its product transcription factor CUP9 (gene CUP9). The record is from RefSeq and is a predicted model, not a curated record. Gene Ontology annotation, molecular function: DNA binding. The transcript has a single exon. Bases 1 to 744 code for a protein of 247 amino acids. Lineage: Eukaryota; Fungi; Ascomycota; Pichiomycetes; Serinales; Debaryomycetaceae. Gene Ontology annotation, biological process: regulation of DNA-templated transcription.